Messenger RNA from Dioscorea cayenensis subsp. rotundata (Guinea yam), 1714 nucleotides. RefSeq names its product E3 ubiquitin-protein ligase CHFR. The transcript has 16 exons. Gene Ontology annotation, biological process: mitotic cell cycle checkpoint signaling; ubiquitin-dependent protein catabolic process; protein ubiquitination. Bases 74 to 1474 code for a protein of 466 amino acids. The record is from RefSeq and is a predicted model, not a curated record. Gene Ontology annotation, cellular component: nucleus. Gene Ontology annotation, molecular function: ubiquitin-protein transferase activity; metal ion binding. Lineage: Eukaryota; Viridiplantae; Streptophyta; Magnoliopsida; Dioscoreales; Dioscoreaceae.
UCCAUCAUUCUCGCUAUUUAUACUUCCAAGAAUUCGAGAUUCAAAAUCGAGAACGAGAGCGAGAGAUUUGGAGAUGGAGGCUGGGCAAUGCUCUGGAGCUAAAGAAGAGCACGAUCCAUGGGCGAAACUCGUUCCCUUGAUUCCUGGAUACCAAGAAGUUCAAAUCAGCUCAGAGGAUCCCGUUGUGUGCUCGCAGACGGCGCUAUCUUCGGCGGAGAAACUCGCAUGGUGUGAGAUCAAUUGGGAUUCUGAUCGGGGCUUGGCGACGAUCAGGAAUACAAGUUUAGCAGCGAUACUAGUUGAUGGAGCUAUUCUUGAAGUAAGCGAAGCACUUGACAUUGAAAGUGGAAUCGAAAUUGUUUCUGGGCCUAAACUUGAAGGGUACCUGAGUUAUACUUUUCAAGUGAUCUUUACGGAGGAGCCUGAUUCAAGAAAUCUGAAGAUUUCAUUAGAUGUUGAACUUGCAAAAUGCAGCAUAUGCUUGAACAUCUGGCAUGAUGUUGUCACUGUUUCCCCUUGCUUUCAUAACUUCUGCAAUGGGUGCUUUUCAGAGUGGUUGCGAAGAGCUUCAUGUCGCCCGCAUAUCAAACCUAAGGAUAUUGCCUGUCCUCAAUGUCGAGCUGUCGUGCAUUCCGUAGGAAGAAAUCAUUUUUUGCACAAUAUUGAAGAGGCUAUUCUGCAAACCUUUUCCUCGCUAAAGCGUCCAGCAGAAGAAGUUCAAUUGCUAGAUUCACAUGCCUCAAUAAAAUCUAAUCUUGUUCUCGGAAGUGAGAAGAAAACAUCAAGGAAAAGACCUUUGUCACUUUCAGAUGAUGACAUUAAUGGAAUAGAUGUUCCAUGCCCUCAAUGUGGCACUGAGCUUGCUGGAUUCCGUUGUAACAGAAACACUCUUCACCUUCAGUGUCAUGGCUGCGGUGGAAUGAUGCCUUCUAGACCUGACAUUGGCAUGCCUCAACAUUGCUUGGGUUGUGACAGAGCAUUCUGUGGGGCUUAUUGGGUUGCUCAAGGUUUAGAUGCAAGUGAGUUUGGAGUAAUUUGCCCACAUGAAACAUUCAAACCAGUUGUUGAACAUUCUAUUUUAAGAAUUCCAGACUCAGCACACAACAAUAAUCGAUAUGAAAGAGAUGUCACGGAAAAGUGUAUCCAGCAUACUGGGAAAACAUUUCAGGCUGUGAUUUCUGAGUGGAUCAUGAAGUUUGUCAAGAAAGAGAUUGACAGAUCAAGGCUACAAUUAAAUCACGCAGAAAUGAUCUCUGAAAGAACACACCUUUGCAGAGGUUGUUAUGACAAAUUGGUUGAUUACCUCCUAUAUUGGUUUCGGGUAUCUUUACCUUGCCAUCUGCUCCCACCUGAUGCAUUGGUAAGAGAAGACUGCUGGUAUGGCUCUUCGUGUCGCACGCAGCACCACAGCGACGAACAUGCUCGGAAAAGGAACCAUGUCUGCCGGCCAACCAGAGGAAGCAUUAAUCCUUGAUAAUUUCAUCACACUUGCUAUCUGAAACUGCAGUCAUAGUUUCAAAUUCAUUGCCUGGCUGUGUCCUAUGAUAAGGGAUGCCAUCAACCUUUAAUGAGGUCAAUUGUUAUUGAAGUCUACUUGUUUUCUUUCAUUGUUCUUUGUCCGGCUAAUCCCCUAGUCCCUCCUUUUUAAAGAUAAACAAAGAUCCAUUUAGGUUUGAUUCCAUCAAAUGAGAUCUGAUCAGGGAUCAAAACAAAA